AUGCCGCCGAAGAAUCGCAACAACCGCAACUCGCAUCCACGACCUGCGGCGCAUCAUCACCACGUUCCCUCGGACUACGAUACGGACACAGCAUACGCAACCGAUGCCAUGACUUCUCUUCCUCAGCCAGCACCUAUCCCAGCGCGCACAAAUGAAGAACUCAAUCUCAGCGUGCUGCAACGACACGAUCCUUCAGUCCACCAGAUCCUUUCGGUCGCGCCGUUCGCUGUUGUCUACACUUUCAACCCAGCCUCGUCGAGUUGGGAGAAGCAGGGAACUGAGGGCACACUAUUUGUCUGUUCGCUUCUACCACCGGUAGGAGGUCCGCAGAUUGAACGAUACAGUUGCAUCGUCCUCAACCGUCGCGGUCUCGAAAACUUCUCUAGUGAAUUGUUCUCUGCCGAGUCGGUGCAAGUGACGGACGACUAUGUCAUCUUGCAAGUCGAAGGAGAAGAUGGAAGUGCAAACAUCUAUGGUCUAUGGAUCUUUGCGGAAGAAGGAGGAAGCACGGUACAGACAAGAGUGGUCAAUGCCCUGAUCAUCCAGGAAUGCGCAAAGAGAGCCGAGGACAGCAGAGACGCUGCUGCUGUGGCCGAUGUGGAAGAAGAGUAUGUCGAGGAAGAACUGCCGCCAGCACAACAACAGCCACAAGUACAACACCAACCACCGCCAGCGAUACAGCGCGAACAAGCACCGGAGCCACAGAGACAUGACUAUGAGCAACAACUACCAAACCAACAACUCAAUCUGCUGCAUUUCUUUAAGAACGGCCAGCAGCAACAGCAACGACCCACUCUCGCCUCUCCCUUCCAGUCCUAUGACCAGCAGCAGUACUACAAUAUGCAAGAACAACAGCAAAUCGAGCACCAGCGCCUUGAACAACAACGGCAGCAACAGCAGCAGAUGGAGGCUAUGCAACAACAACAAAUGAAUCACAUGAACGCACAACAAUGGCAGACAGCUCAACAUCAACACCAGUAUGCUGCACAUACUCCCGCACCUCCUGGAUUCGCACCUACUCAGCAACAUUACUCUCAACAGCAGCCUCUUCAACAGCCACAAGCACAAGCAGAUGUCUUGAUGAACUUGUUCAACAAUGCUAGACGUGGAUACUAG
This is a messenger RNA of Aureobasidium musti, 1116 nucleotides long. The record is from the annotation of a GenBank genome assembly. NCBI's taxonomy places the organism in Eukaryota, Fungi, Ascomycota, Dothideomycetes, Dothideales, Saccotheciaceae.